AUGAAGGCCGCCCGCAUCGCCCUCCGCAGCGCCGCGCCGCUGGCAGGGGCCAGUGCCGGCAGCAGCACCGGCCGGUUGCCGAAGGAGGUGGAGCAGUUUUCCCGCUUCUCCCCCUCCCCGCUCUCCAUCAAGCAGUUGCUGGACUUCGGCUCGACUAAUGGAUGUGAGAGAACUUCUUUCGCAUUUUUGCGACAAGAACUUCCUGUGAGGUUUGCAAACAUCUUGAAAGAAAUUGAUCUUCUUCCUGAUAAAUUACUAGGCACUCCAUCAGUAAAAUUAGUAAAAAGCUGGUACAUUCAAAGCCUACAGGAGUUGAUUGAAUUCCAUCAGAAAAGCCCAGAUGACCAAAAAGUCUUAUCUGACUUUAUAGAUACUCUAGUUAGAGUGCGAAACAGACAUCAUGAUGUGGUUCCUACAAUGGCUCAAGGAGUAAUUGAAUACAAAGACACUUAUAAAGUAGAUCCUGUCACCAAUCAAAACAUCCAAUAUUUUUUGGAUCGUUUUUACAUGAGCCGUAUUUCCACCCGGAUGCUAAUGAACCAACACACUCUUCUUUUUGAUGAUAAAUCUGGCUCGGGGCACCCAAGGCACAUUGGAAGCAUUGAUCCUUGCUGUGAUGUUGUUGAAGUAGUGAAUGAUGCUUAUGAAAGUGCCAAGUUGUUGUGUGACCAGUAUUACUUGACAUCUCCAGAACUGAAACUUACUCAAGUGAAUGGAAAAGCUCCAGGAGAACCAAUUAGCAUUGUAUAUGUUCCAUCUCAUCUUUUUCACAUGCUUUUUGAGCUCUUUAAGAAUUCAAUGAGAGCAACUGUUGAAUUCCAAGAAAACAGUCCGACCCUUUCUCCGGUUGAAGUGACAGUUGUUCUAGGGAAAGAAGACCUGGCAAUCAAGGUCUCAGACCGAGGAGGUGGUGUUCCAGUGAGGAAAAUUGAGCGGCUCUUUAGCUACAUGUAUUCCACUGCACCAAGGCCAAAUGUGGAUGAUGGUCGAAAUACCCCUCUUGCUGGCUUUGGGUAUGGCUUGCCAAUUUCUCGUCUGUAUGCUAAAUACUUUCAAGGAGAUCUAAAUCUUUACUCCAUAUGCGGUUAUGGAACAGAUGCUAUCAUCUACUUGAAGGCCUUAUCAACAGAAUCAAUAGAAAAACUCCCAGUUUUUAACAAAUCAGCUUCCAAGCACUACCAGGCUACCUCAGAGGCAGAUGACUGGUGUGUCCCAAGUAAAGACCCAAAGAAUAUGGCAAAGCAGAGUGCAGCUUCCUGAAGAGAAGUUGAUACUGAGACAUCCCAGGGGAUCAAGCUGGCCUCAAGAGCAGCAUUUGGAAGUGUUCAUCUACCUUCAAAGCAAGUUUCAGGACUAGCAGAAGAAAAAGAAGACAAGAGUAUCAUAAACCUAGGCUAUAUGCACUGAAUCUGAAACCUUGCUGUGGACUUCAGGAGGGGGAAAAUAGGAGCACAUAUGUCUAUAAAGAGGAGCUGUGUAUAGAGGAAAAUGAAGCUAUUUUUUUACUAUGAUCAAAGACUUGGUGUGGUAGGGGUGUGCAAUUUUAAAAUCCUGUUUAAUGCUUGAAUUCUUAAUAUUGACUGAUAAACGAGUUAUGCUGAUGCA
Molecule: messenger RNA, 1605 nt
Organism: Lonchura striata (white-rumped munia)
Lineage: Eukaryota; Metazoa; Chordata; Aves; Passeriformes; Estrildidae
Gene: PDK4
Product: pyruvate dehydrogenase kinase 4
Biological process (GO): regulation of glucose metabolic process; protein phosphorylation
Cellular component (GO): mitochondrion
Molecular function (GO): pyruvate dehydrogenase (acetyl-transferring) kinase activity
Source: RefSeq, a predicted model, not a curated record